Messenger RNA from Blepharisma stoltei, 694 nucleotides. The record is from the annotation of a GenBank genome assembly. NCBI's taxonomy places the organism in Eukaryota, Ciliophora, Heterotrichea, Heterotrichida, Blepharismidae.
AUGCUAGAAGCUACGAUAUGAAGCACAGAUGGAAUAGAUAUAGCCAAUGAUACGGCAACUAUAAUUAGCUCAAGCUAUAUUGGAAAUUGGUUCUUUUUUGCUGUGACUGUUAACUCUGGAUCAAAGCUACUGACCCUUUAUUCCCAAAAUGGGGCAAACCCUCCAUCUACUAGUGACCCUCUGAUUUCAUCUUCAAUUACUUAUACUUAUGUAGCAAAAGCAUAUUCGUAUGAAAAAUCUACUUUAAUUGGAGGAAAAGGGAUUGAAAUUUAUAAAGGAAAUUAUGCGGAUUUUAGGAUUUACCCUGGGAGCAGUAUAGCCCCUGAAAUAUUUUAGAUCAUUAUUGGCCAUCCAUUUUAAUUUUCAAAAUUCAUUUGUACUUGUCAGCUUUUUUGAAAAGUAAAAACGAAAAUGGCAGAUCUCCGUUAUAUGUUUUAAGGUGCCUAAUCAGACUUAUACUGAAUGAGGAAGGUGCCUGCACCAUAUUUUUUUAUUCGGUAUUCUGCUGGGGUAUAGGGAUUUAUUAAGGUGCAUGAGCUAUAUUGAUACCAUUUUGACGCAAUAUAAUUGCAAUUUAUACAGUGCAGCUACUUAUCUUGACCCUCACUGCACAUCUUGAUCCUCAAUUUGGUAUUGCAGCACCUGCGAAACUGGCUAUUUUAUUAAAAAUGGACUUUGUCAAAGUAAUUUAUAA